AUGACGUCCCCCUCUCGAUUCAGUGCCUUAGCACUAAUCAAUGCAACACACUGUGGCAAAAGCAAAACCGGCAAUGAAUCCAGCGUAAAUGAAGUGAUGCUUACUUUGGCAUCCUUCACUAUGCUUUUUUGUGUGUUGGGAAUGUUGGGCAACGGCCUUGUGAUCUGGCUGCUGGGCUGUUCCAUUAAGAGGAACACUUUUGCCCUUUAUAUUAUCAACCUCUCUGUUGCGGACUUUGGUUUCCUCACCGCUGAACUGAUUAUUGAAAUCCAUGGGCUUUCUACACAUUGCUACUAUGGCUUUCCCUAUGAACUCUUCCAAACGGUCCUGCUGUUAAUGUACAGUGCUGGGCAAUUUCUCCUGACGGUCAUCAGCAUCGACAGGUGUAUUUCGGUCCUUUUCCCAAUUUGGUAUCGAUGCCACCGGCCGGUGUAUCUGUUCACUGCUGUGUGUGCUGUCAUCUGGACCACUUCCUUCAUCCUCUCUUCAAUUUACUUCACAAUUGCAGCUAUUCAUAGAUAUAAACGAAAGUAUACCGUGAAGCAUCACUUCAUCGUUAAUGCUGUGCUUUGUCUCCCACUGAUGACAAUCUCCAGUGUCAUCUUGUUUAUCAAAAUCUGCUUCAUAUCCAAAAGCCAAAGGAGGAGGAAGCUUUUGACAGUUGUCUUGCUCACUCUUUUCUUCUUCUUAGUCUUGGCUUUUCCACUAAAUGCCUUUUAUUUAAUCAGGCACAAGUUUGUAAAUAAAAAUAUUGUACAUUGUAGCUACUUAUGUAUCAGCAUCAACAGCAGCAUUAACCCCCUGAUCUAUUAUCUGGUGGGGAGACAGAAGGGUAAAACUCAGAGGAGCAUCAAAGACUUGCUUCAGAGAAUUUUUAAGGAGGAAGAAAACUCUACCGAUCAAACGGAAAUUUCAGAAGGUUCCAAAAUCUGA
Messenger RNA from Crotalus tigris (Tiger rattlesnake), 933 nucleotides. Its product is annotated as mas-related G-protein coupled receptor member H-like. The transcript has a single exon. NCBI's taxonomy places the organism in Eukaryota, Metazoa, Chordata, Lepidosauria, Squamata, Viperidae. Gene Ontology annotation, biological process: G protein-coupled receptor signaling pathway. The coding region runs from base 1 to 933 and encodes 310 amino acids. The record is from RefSeq and is a predicted model, not a curated record. Gene Ontology annotation, cellular component: membrane. Gene Ontology annotation, molecular function: G protein-coupled receptor activity.